Torulaspora delbrueckii is the source of this 1530-nucleotide messenger RNA. RefSeq names its product aminopeptidase (gene ICP55). Gene Ontology annotation, molecular function: manganese ion binding; metalloaminopeptidase activity. The transcript has a single exon. Gene Ontology annotation, cellular component: mitochondrion. NCBI's taxonomy places the organism in Eukaryota, Fungi, Ascomycota, Saccharomycetes, Saccharomycetales, Saccharomycetaceae. Bases 1 to 1530 code for a protein of 509 amino acids. The record is from RefSeq and is a predicted model, not a curated record.
AUGUUCUUGACCGUGUUACCGAAGGCCCAACUAAAGCAGGGCAUUCGAUCGUUGCUUACAGCACGUCAUCUCUCUAACAGAAGGCGGUCACCUAUCCAGGCUGGCCAGGCAUUACAUGAGACAAGACCAAAUCUGCUUAAGGCUGGAGAGUUGACUCCAGGCAUAACAGCGUUGGAGUACCAUGAGAGAAGGGUGAGGUUGGCAAAUAAGAUGCCAGCCAAGAGCUGCGCGAUAAUAGCCGGUAGUCAAGUAAAAUAUGCCUCUGGGGCUGUUUUCUAUCCAUUUCAACAGAGCAACAAUCUUUUUUAUUUAACAGGCUGGAAUGAACCUGAUUCGGUCGCGAUUAUUGAGAAGCAAACCGACAAUCUGGACGAUGUUACUCUGCAUAUGGUGGUACCUCCGAAGGAUUCCUUUUCUGAACAAUGGGAAGGCUUCAGAACAGGUGUGGAAGGCGUCAAAGAAAUAUUCAAUGCGGAUGAGGCUACCGAGACAUCGGUCCUACCUCUGUAUUUGAAUAAAAUUAUCAAUCGAAAUGAUAACCUAUAUUUCGACAUUCCAAAGGAUAAGACCAGCGUUAGCAACUCGGCUUUAUUUAGUACCUUUUUCACAACCCAAUCUGGUGCUGAUGGUCACCAAACAAUUCACGAUAUAAUCAGACAGUCGAGCGGUAACAAGAGAGUUUUUGGGCUCAAUAAGUUGCUCACAGAGCUAAGAAAAAUCAAAUCGCCUGCCGAAUUGAGAGUCAUGAGAAAAGCUGGUCAGAUAUCCGGGAGAGCGUUCAACCAGGCAUUUGCACAGCGAUUUAAGAAUGAGAGAACUCUUCAGGCAUUUUUGGAAUACAAGUUUAUUUCGGGUGGAUGUGACAAAUCCGCCUACCUUCCAGUAGUGGCAACCGGUUCCAAUGCUCUCUGUAUCCAUUACACGAGGAAUGAUGAUGUGAUGUAUAACGAUGAGUUGGUCCUUGUGGACGCUGCAGGCUCUAUUGGAGGUUAUUGUUCAGAUAUAUCGAGGACAUGGCCUGUAUGCGGGAAAUUUACACAGGCUCAAAAGGACUUGUACGAAGCAGUCUUAAAUGUUCAAAGGAAAUGUAUCGAAUUGUGCAAAGCGUCCGAAGGGUUUUCGAUUCACGAAAUUCACGAAAAGAGCCUUGACUUCAUGAAAAUGGAAUUAAGAAAUGUCGGAUUCAGUGCUAUACAAAAAUGGGACGUCAACAAGUUGUAUCCACAUUACAUAGGCCACCAUCUGGGUUUAGAUGUCCACGAUGUCCCCAGCGCCUCAAGAAGUGAGAGUAUCCAGGAUGGGAUGGUUAUCACAAUUGAACCUGGUAUUUACGUUCCCGAUGAACCAAAUUACCCAUCCUACUUUAGAAACGUCGGUAUCAGAAUAGAAGACGACAUAGCUGUAGGUCAGGACACAUACACCAACCUCACUGCUGAAGCAGUAAAAGAGAUAGCAGAUCUUGAGAACGUUAUGGAAUAUGGAGUGUCCACUAAGGUGCCUGAAGACGUUCCCAAUCCACUUCAGGAUUGA